CAAGACAAAAAGUCCGGGCCUAGCAACCAGCAAACAGUGCAGCACUAAUGGAGCGCCCUGAGCCGACGUGCCUGUGCGAGCUGUGUGACUGCGGUCGGCACAAACACCACAAGGACUGCAAGCUGAAGCACACCAGCGUGACCUUGGGCUACGAGGACACUCCAUGCCGACUGACCCACUACCAGAGCACAUUCAUCCAGCCUCACAAUGUUCGGAUUCGCAGCAGCAAGCGGCCCCUGCGUACCCCCUUUCACCCCAAUCCACCAGCCAUGCAGUUUGAGACAACUAAUCGGCGGGAGUUUGUGGCACAAAAGCAACAGCCACAGCGGGUACAACCCUUCAUGCAGAGGGAGAAGCACAAGCCGCCUAAGGAGCCUUUUGCAGGCCAGACGGCAUACAACCAGGAUUUCCCCAGCAAGGAGCUCCAGGAAGUGAAGGUCACCAGGCCUCGCACCCACGUCCAGGUGCCUGCUGCCUCCGUCAGGUUCUGCGACUCCACCACCAACAAGGAGAUGUUUCGUGGGCCACCAGGGGGACCCCAAAGUCGCUACGGGGAGCUUCCUGCAAUCGUGGGCUGCCUGCUCUACCCUGACCAGAAGGAGGCGAUGAUGACCACCACACAGAGAGAAUUUGUGAAGAAAAUGGGAUCAAAGCCCGAACUUAUCAAGGCCGUGCCUGGCACCCUCAAAAACGAAGGGGACCAGGACAUGAGGACCAUACACCAGAUCACCUUUAAGCCUCUUCCCUUGGAGAAGGCCAGGGUGAUCGGCAGACCAAAGCCAUCGGAAAACGAGCCUCUGAUAAGAGGGGGGCACAUGGAGACUGUCACCAAGUAUCGCGCCGACUACCCCAUUCAGGAGUACCUCCCUGAGAAGAGCAGGCCAGCCUACCCACCAGCGGAUAACCUGGCAAUCAACCACAGCUUCCAUGGUGACUUUAAGACGGAGCAGAGAGAGGUUUUCAGAGGCUGGGAUACGCGCAAGCAUAAGCGGCCCGCGCCGGCACGGCUGAAGGAGGAGCUUUCCGAGUGGGAACGGGGAGGCCAUUUCGAUGGAGACACCGUCACCAAGCUUGCUUUUCAGUCCAUGCCAGUGGCUCUCACAGAGUCUAUCAACCGACCCCGGACGGCUCUCCGAGUAGCAAAUGGCAAGUUUGACGACACUACUGCCAACAAGAUCUUCUACUCAAAUUGGGGGGUCCAGCCCCACGUAAGACAUGGAGACCUAUAUGAUGGAACCUAUGUGCGGCCACUGGGCAGCUUUGAGCGCCAGACUACCAAUCGGUGCCAGUUCUACCAGAAGCAUGGAGAAAUGGUGCCCAGCUGCAAACCACAGGACAAGCCAGUGGAGGCUCAAGGGGAGCAUGACUUCACCACUGUCCACAAGGAGACAUACAGGCCUAUUUCUCUACCACCCUGUCAGCUCGAGAUAUUCAUGAAGCAGAAGCAGCAGCUGAAAGAAAACGUACCAGCAUGAGUAGGAGCCCACCCUCAUUAUGUGUGUACUAACUCUGCUUCUUACUGACAAACACGACCUUCACAUCUG
Messenger RNA from Erpetoichthys calabaricus (reedfish), 1544 nucleotides. Its product is annotated as stabilizer of axonemal microtubules 1. Gene Ontology annotation, biological process: microtubule anchoring. NCBI's taxonomy places the organism in Eukaryota, Metazoa, Chordata, Cladistia, Polypteriformes, Polypteridae. The coding region runs from base 48 to 1475 and encodes 475 amino acids. The transcript is spliced from 10 exons. Gene Ontology annotation, molecular function: microtubule binding. The record is from RefSeq and is a predicted model, not a curated record. Gene Ontology annotation, cellular component: cytoskeleton.